Esox lucius (northern pike) is the source of this 3891-nucleotide messenger RNA. RefSeq names its product transmembrane protein 200C, genome duplicate a (gene tmem200ca). The transcript is spliced from 2 exons. Bases 586 to 2211 code for a protein of 541 amino acids. The record is from RefSeq and is a predicted model, not a curated record. NCBI's taxonomy places the organism in Eukaryota, Metazoa, Chordata, Actinopteri, Esociformes, Esocidae.
GAAAGGUCGCACCGUAUGCGCUCAAACCGUCAACAGCAACUAAACACCACUACACUUCAUCUUCCGCGCACCUUCACAUCCAGCCUUGGAUGGUCUUGAGUGUGUUACAGCCGAUAGUUAAGAAGGCAAUUUUUCAAAUCCUGGAGCUUUCGAAUACUGCUGUGAUGUUAGCAUUGCAACAAACACAAGCAUCAGCAAUAGAUAGCUCAGAAUCAGCUACUGCCUGCCAGCACAAAACUCCCUGUCAUUACAAACUCGGCGCGCUGCUCGUUGACAAGACACUCCCUGGAGAGGAGUGCCAGCGCGCAGAAUAAAAAGGAUAGGCUUUUCUCCCAGACGCAGGUUGACUUGGAAAGGCGUGAGCCUCGAUGAAAACUACAGAAGCAAGUGAAUGUGAUUGGUUCUCCACACAGAAGAAGACCGCCAAAUAUUUUGCAAAAAUGGAAUUAAAUGGAAUAAACGGAGUUUCCAUUAACAACAUGCGAUAUCCGCGCCCGGGAAUUGAAACUUUGUUUUAGUGGUUUUAAGAUGCGGUUGUGUUUUAUGUCUGCUAUGAGGAGCGACUGAGCCGGCCACGACCUGACGAUGAUCGCGACAGGAGGCCUGCUGCGGAUCAACCGGAGGCAGGACUCACUGCGCUCCAAGAGCCGUGCGGAGAACAAGCGCAAGAGGAAAGCUAAGAAGAAGCGGAAGAAUGAAGUGGUGGUGGUAAAGGGCAAGCUGAACCUCUGUUCCAUCUCUGGAGUGGUGGCAGCCAUUGGCAUUCUGAUCCUUUUGGUGGGCAUUGCCAUGGCGAUACUGGGCUACUGGCCCAGGGAGAGCCUGCAGUACCCAGAGCCACCCCAAACCCAGAGGAUUUACGACAAGAAGGAAGAGGCGGGGCUAACUGGCAAUUGGACGUACCACACAAAUGUCAGAUUUCACCUGGAUGGGGAUUUGGCCAGUAACAAUCGUUCCAAUGGCACAGGCUCAGAGGAACCUCCUAAAGGCUUCCUUGCUGAGUUUUUGGAUAAUUACCUCUACUCAGACAAGCUGAAGGUGUUUGGGCCCCUCAUCAUGGGCAUUGGCAUCUUCCUCUUUAUCUGCGCCAAUGCGGUGUUGCACGAGAACCGCGACAAGAAGACCAAAAUCAUUAACCUGAGGGACAUCUAUUCCACUGUCAUCGACAUCCACAGCUUGCGGACUAAGGAGAACACGCCGCUGAAUGGCUUUGUGAACUAUGUGCAGUCCAGAGGGUUGGAGGGGAAACCCAGCGCUGUGUAUACCGCAGCCCUGCUGGCCAAAGGGACCUGGCCAUCGGGGGAUUCACCGGACGAGGGCAGCCAGGGUCCCUCCAGGUGCCACUCCCUGACUAGGUCGAGGGUCUCAUCACGAGAGAGGCAUUCGUUUACCGACACGGUUUACACAAUCACCAGACACAGCCGGGCUGGCCAACAGAGCAGCCCGAUUCCCACGCCCAAACCGUGGGAGACCCGGACGAUAGCUGCUUCCUCUGUCAACGCCUUCACCCUCCCCAUGACCAGAUCACACCGCCGAGCCAACCACCACCAGCGCAGGCCCUCGGCCAAAGCAGAGGCGGGUCGGAGCAGGGCUGCGAUGUGCGACUCCGGGGAGGAAGACGGGGCCCGAGUUAGGCGUAGCGUUCCAGAAACCACCACCCAGGCCAAGGUGGAGACUUUGCGAAUGGCCAUGUUCCUGCCUCAGGACUCAGUGGAGGUGUACAAGAGCAGCGGUAGCCUCCAGGAAGCGCCACAGGGCUCCCAGGUCCAGUUGCUCCCCUUGUCCCCUGCCGGGCCCAGGGUGACAGGCUCCCACCUGUCUCUCAGCGCCCUGACAGACUGUCCCCAGUCCAGAGACCUAGGCAUCACCUCAUCCAGCACCACCGAUUGGAGGGUGGAGCGGUCCAGGCGACUCAGCUGUCCUCGCCUGGAGGUGCCCGGAGGCGGCGGAUACAUCAAACUGGGCAACCUGGGGGGAGAAUCCUUUGAGUCCAGGGAAUCGUGUGAGGUGAGCGCCUUCAGCCAAGUGACCUCCGAGGAGGCUCUGACUAAGAGGCAGAGGGAUGAAGGAGUAUCCAAUGAACAGGAGAGCAGUCCCGGGGGGGCCCAGGAUAGGGGCUCAAGGCGAUACUCCAACAAAGAGAAACUUCUUAUGAUCUCUCAGUCAGAUUCUGUUUUAGAUGACGAGGAGAUGGAGAGCACAGACAUAUGAUUGGAUGAUUGCCGGAAGGUGUUUUGCUGAUUGGUGGUAUUAGUUUACUUGAACAAAAUGAACACAGGAUAACUAGUUGAAGACAAUUGACAGCAGAAUCAAGAAAUGAUUACUAUAACAACAAUACUGCAUCUGAGUUCUAGACUAUCUUGAGGUUUGUUGCUAAUGCAAUUAUCAAUAUGUGACCAAAUAAUGGUCAUUGGUGGGCUAUGAAAAUGAAAGACUGUGUGUAUAGUAUUUUGUAAAGCAUUUGUUUCUGUACUGUAGGUUGGAAGUCACAUCUAACUGAAAGGGCAGCAAAAACAUAACAUUAACCAAAAAGGGCAGUUUUAAAAUGGUGAUUGUACAGUUACCGUACCAUCCACUUUAUGUACUAGUUUCUAUAAUUUCUAGAAAUAUAACUGUGGCUGUUCAACCUACUGUCAUUACGUACACUGUAGUAUAAUGAUUGAGAGUUGCUGUCUCAACAGCAUGUAUUUUAUACUGUCAUGUCCUUGCACACUUUGUCAAUUUCCAGAGGAAGGUUUGAAUUUCAAAUGUAAUAGCAAUAUAUUAUGGACCAUAUCUGUCUGCUUGUUGGGGAAAACACAGUGUUGGCAUACUUGCCUGUGUCCUUUAGGACCUAUAUGUUAUUGUUUAGUUUUUUAGACCUGUCUUGACUUGCUUGUUAAGGAUUCUGUAUCUUUUGCCAUCGCUUUUGCCUGAGCGAAACUGAAAACAAAACACUGAUUAGCACAAUUCACAGCUAAACACUUGUGUUUCGGUACAAGAGGCCUAACUACGUUUAGCACAAGUAAACACGUAGAAAAAAAUACUGAGCAAAUCAGUUAUCCUGUGUCAAAUGCUUCUGGAUGGUUUUUACUAGGUGGUUCUUGUUUAAACACAGACCUGCAGUACAUAUUGUAUUCCAGUUGUUCUCGGUACCCAUGGUCAAGUCAGACCGCCCCAUGGUAAUCCUAUGGCUCAUUCAGUCUUCAAAUAAAUGUAUGAAGCUGUCUCGUUAUGUGGACCAUCUGUUAUUGCUGACCUUCUGACACGUCAGUCGAGUUGGUGUCACGGGUGUGAAAUGGCUAAUCAGUUGGCACCGCCGUCGACGGUGAUAGCAUUUCAGUCGGUUACAUCACUCGCUCUGGGAAAUGGAAGCGGUCGUUUCGCUUUGCUCCGCCGCGGCAUUUGUGGGGCAGUGGCGGCGGUGCUUUGUAGCUGACAGUGGUCAUUGUGUUCUGAGGACAUCACAUUGGCAAAAACACAUGCUCCAAUUGAUUACGCAGUCUGGCCAAGCAGAUCUUGAUGUUCUAGUGUCCAAAAUAUGUUUAGCAAUGAACAGCAGAUAGCGUGGGAGCUGGGGCAUGAUAGGGCACAUAAUAUAAGGGAAAGUGUUUUACCUGUCAACAGGAUGAUUAACAGCAUACAGAAUCCUGGUGGUUGGGAAUUGGGAGAGCUAGAUUUCCAUCUGUUUAUCGGGAAAAGUAGCUUUAUAUAGACACAAGAUAUGCCAGUAUGCACACCAUUACUAAAAGCAAAAUGAUUUACUAUGUUUUGGGCCCAUCCUUAAAGGGGAAGGUCACCCAUCUGUACAUGUGGUCUACUGUUCACAUUUUGUGUUCGUAGUUCAACUGCAAUAGUGUAUAUACUGAUCAGCCAUAACGUUAUAACCACUGACAGGUGAAGUGAAUAACA